Molecule: messenger RNA, 11751 nt
Organism: Gorilla gorilla gorilla (western lowland gorilla)
Lineage: Eukaryota; Metazoa; Chordata; Mammalia; Primates; Hominidae
Gene: KIF21B
Product: kinesin family member 21B
Exons: 35
Coding region: 332-5203 (1623 amino acids)
Biological process (GO): mitotic spindle organization; spindle elongation; microtubule-based movement
Cellular component (GO): microtubule associated complex
Molecular function (GO): ATP binding; microtubule motor activity; microtubule binding
Source: RefSeq, a predicted model, not a curated record
GUUCGCGCUGCGGCGGGAGGUGGCUGCCGGGUGGGAGGUGUGUGCGCGUGUGCCGCGCCGUAGGGAGCGGCGGGUCGCGCUGCCGGCUGUCAGCUAGCUCCGCGCCGCCGCCCGAUGGCGCGAGGAGGCGCGCGGGCCCAGCCCCGGGGGGCCGGCCGCGGGUGAGCCCCUCGGCCUGCCGCCCGCGAGCAUGUCACCUCCAGCCGCCGCCGCCGCAGCCUCCGCCAGCCGCGCCCGCGCCCCCGCCUCCCGCAGCCGCAGCCGCUGCCUCGGGCACUGGCCCCCAGACCCCCGCCUCUGAUCCACGCCCAGACCCUAGCGCCAGAGGGCCAUGGCCGGCCAGGGGGACUGCUGCGUCAAGGUGGCCGUCAGGAUCCGGCCCCAGCUGUCGAAGGAGAAGAUUGAGGGCUGUCACAUCUGUACCUCUGUUACCCCGGGAGAGCCCCAGGUCCUGCUGGGGAAGGACAAGGCCUUCACCUAUGACUUUGUCUUCGACCUGGACACCUGGCAAGAACAGAUCUAUUCCACCUGUGUGAGCAAGCUCAUCGAGGGCUGCUUCGAAGGCUAUAAUGCCACGGUGCUGGCCUAUGGGCAGACGGGGGCUGGGAAGACGUACACCAUGGGCACCGGCUUUGACAUGGCAACGUCGGAGGAGGAGCAGGGCAUCAUCCCGAGGGCCAUCGCACACCUCUUUGGGGGCAUUGCCGAGCGCAAGCGUCGGGCACAGGAGCAGGGCAUGGCUGGACCUGAGUUCAAAGUCAGCGCCCAGUUUCUGGAGCUCUACAACGAGGAGAUCCUUGACCUGUUUGACAGCACCCGUGACCCUGACACCCGCCACCGCAGGUCCAACAUCAAGAUCCACGAGGACGCAAACGGUGGCAUCUACACCACUGGCGUCACUUCUCGCCUCAUCCACUCCCAGGAGGAGCUGAUCCAGUGCCUGAAGCAGGGGGCCCUGUCCCGCACCACAGCCAGCACCCAGAUGAACGUGCAGAGCUCACGCUCCCACGCCAUCUUCACCAUCCACCUGUGCCAGAUGCGCAUGUGCACCCAGCCUGACCUGGUGAAUGAGGCGGUGACCGGGCUUCCUGAUGGUACACCUCCCUCGAGUGAGUAUGAGACACUCACUGCUAAGUUUCACUUUGUGGACCUGGCCGGCUCAGAGCGGCUGAAGCGGACAGGGGCUACUGGCGAGCGGGCCAAGGAGGGCAUCUCCAUCAACUGUGGCCUGCUGGCCUUGGGCAAUGUGAUCAGCGCCUUAGGAGACCAGAGCAAGAAGGUGGUGCACGUUCCCUACAGGGACUCCAAGCUCACUCGGCUCCUCCAGGAUUCGCUGGGGGGCAACAGCCAGACCAUCAUGAUCGCCUGUGUGAGCCCCUCAGACCGAGAUUUCAUGGAGACCCUCAACACACUCAAAUAUGCGAAUCGGGCCCGCAACAUCAAGAACAAGGUGGUAGUGAACCAGGACAAGACCAGCCAGCAAAUCAGUGCACUGCGGGCUGAGAUUGCUCGGCUGCAGAUGGAGCUGAUGGAGUAUAAGGCGGGCAAGCGAGUGAUAGGAGAGGAUGGUGCCGAGGGCUAUAGUGAUCUGUUCCGAGAGAAUGCCAUGCUACAGAAGGAGAAUGGGGCCCUGCGGCUGCGGGUGAAAGCCAUGCAGGAGGCCAUCGACGCCAUCAACAACCGCGUCACCCAGCUCAUGAGCCAGGAGGCCAACCUGCUGCUAGCCAAGGCCGGCGAUGGCAAUGAGGCCAUUGGUGCGCUGAUCCAGAACUACAUCCGGGAGAUCGAGGAGCUACGGACUAAGCUUCUAGAGAGUGAAGCCAUGAACGAGUCCCUGCGCCGCAGCCUCUCACGGGCCUCGGCUAGGAGCCCCUACUCCCUGGGUGCUUCUCCAGCCGCCCCGGCCUUCGGGGGCAGCCCUGCCAGCUCCAUGGAAGAUGCCUCGGAGGUGAUCCGCAGGGCCAAGCAGGACCUGGAGCGGCUAAAGAAGAAGGAGGUCAGGCAGCGGAGGAAGAGCCCCGAGAAGGAAGCCUUCAAAAAGAGGGCAAAACUCCAACAGGAGAACAGCGAGGAGACGGAUGAGAACGAGGCAGAGGAGGAGGAGGAAGAGCGAGACGAGAGUGGCUGUGAGGAGGAGGAAGGGCGCGAGGAUGAAGAUGAGGACUCGGGCAGUGAAGAGAGCCUGGUGGACUCAGACUCAGACCCCGAGGAGAAGGAGGUGAACUUCCAGGCGGACCUGGCCGACCUGACUUGUGAGAUCGAAAUCAAGCAGAAGCUGAUCGACGAGCUGGAGAACAGCCAGCGGCGGUUGCAGACGCUCAAGCACCAGUAUGAGGAAAAGCUGAUUCUGCUGCAGAACAAGAUCCGAGACACACAGCUGGAGCGCGACCGCGUGCUGCAGAACCUCAGCACCAUGGAGUGCUAUACUGAGGAGAAGGCCAACAAGAUCAAGGCAGACUAUGAGAAGAGGCUGCGGGAGAUGAACCGGGACCUGCAGAAGCUGCAGGCUGCCCAGAAAGAGCACGCCCGGCUGCUUAAGAACCAGUCGCGCUAUGAGAGGGAGCUGAAGAAGCUACAGGCCGAGGUGGCUGAGAUGAAGAAGGCCAAGGUGGCCCUGAUGAAGCAGAUGCGUGAGGAGCAGCAGCGGCGGCGGCUAGUGGAGACCAAGAGGAACCGGGAGAUCGCACAGCUCAAGAAGGAGCAGCGGCGACAGGAGUUUCAGAUCCGAGCUCUGGAGUCCCAGAAGCGGCAGCAGGAGAUGGUCCUGAGGAGGAAGACCCAGGAGGUUUCUGCACUGAGACGCCUGGCCAAGCCCAUGUCUGAGCGGGUGGCAGGGCGUGCAGGACUAAAGCCACCCAUGCUGGACUCUGGGGCUGAGGUCUCGGCCAGCACUACCUCAUCUGAGGCUGAAUCAGGGGCCCGCUCUGUCUCCAGCAUCGUGCGCCAGUGGAACCGCAAAAUCAACCACUUCUUGGGGGACCAUCCUGCGCCCACUGUCAAUGGCACCCGUCCUGCCCGAAAGAAGUUCCAGAAGAAGGGAGCCAGCCAGAGCUUCAGUAAGGCGGCAAGGCUCAAGUGGCAGUCCCUGGAGCGACGGAUCAUUGACAUCGUCAUGCAGAGAAUGACCAUUGUCAACUUGGAGGCUGACAUGGAGCGACUCAUCAAGAAAAGGGAGGAGCUGUUCCUCCUGCAGGAGGCACUGAGGAGGAAGCGGGAGCGGCUGCAGGCUGAGAGCCCCGAGGAGGAGAAGGGGCUGCAGGAGCUGGCCGAGGAGAUCGAGGUGCUGGCAGCCAACAUUGACUACAUCAAUGACAGCAUCACCGACUGCCAGGCCACCAUCGUGCAGCUGGAGGAGACCAAGGAGGAGCUGGACUCCACAGACACAUCCGUGGUCAUCAGCUCCUGCUCGUUGGCUGAAGCCCGACUCCUGCUAGACAACUUCCUCAAGGCAUCCAUUGACAAGGGGCUGCAAGUGGCACAAAAGGAAGCCCAGAUCCGGCUGUUGGAGGGCCGACUGAGGCAGACGGAUAUGGCAGGCUCCUCCCAGAACCAUUUGCUCCUGGACGCCCUGCGUGAGAAGGCUGAAGCUCACCCCGAGCUGCAGGCCCUCAUCUACAAUGUGCAGCAGGAGAACGGCUACGCCAGCACAGAUGAGGAGAUCUCAGAGUUCUCUGAGGGGAGCUUCUCCCAGUCAUUCACCAUGAAAGGCUCCACCAGCCAUGACGAUUUCAAGUUCAAGAGCGAGCCCAAACUGUCUGCCCAAAUGAAAGCUGUGUCGGCCGAGUGCCUGGGCCCCCCACUGGAUAUCUCCACCAAGAACAUCACCAAGUCCCUGGCCUCCCUCGUUGAGAUCAAAGAGGACGGAGUGGGCUUCUCUGUCCGAGACCCCUAUUACCGGGACAGGGUCUCGCGCACCGUCAGCCUGCCUACCCGGGGCAGCACUUUCCCCAGGCAAUCUCGAGCCACAGAGACGUCCCCGCUGACAAGAAGGAAGUCCUACGACCGAGGGCAGCCCAUUAGGUCCACAGAUGUGGGAUUCACACCCCCAUCAUCCCCUCCCACUCGGCCCCGCAAUGACCGCAAUGUCUUCUCUCGUCUCACCAGUAAUCAGAGCCAGGGGUCAGCGCUGGACAAGUCUGAUGACAGCGACUCCUCUUUGUCGGAGGUCCUGAGGGGCAUCAUCUCCCCGGUUGGAGGAGCCAAGGGUGCACGGACGGCCCCACUGCAGUGUGUCUCCAUGGCCGAAGGCCACACCAAGCCCAUCCUCUGCCUGGAUGCCACAGAUGAGUUGCUAUUCACAGGGUCCAAAGACCGAAGCUGCAAGAUGUGGAACUUGGUUACGGGACAGGAGAUCGCAGCUCUAAAGGGCCACCCCAACAACGUGGUCUCCAUCAAGUACUGCAGCCACUCGGGGCUUGUGUUCUCCGUGUCCACCUCCUACAUCAAGGUGUGGGACAUCCGGGACUCAGCCAAGUGCAUUCGGACUCUCACGUCCUCGGGCCAGGUGAUCUCAGGGGAUGCCUGUGCCGCCACAUCCACCCGUGCCAUCACCAGUGCUCAGGGCGAGCAUCAGAUCAACCAGAUCGCCCUCAGCUCUUCGGGCACCAUGCUGUAUGCCGCCUCAGGCAAUGCCGUCCGCAUCUGGGAGCUUAGCAGGUUCCAGCCUGUCGGCAAGCUGACUGGCCACAUCGGCCCUGUGAUGUGCCUGACGGUCACUCAGACGGCCAGCCAGCACGACCUCGUGGUGACUGGCUCCAAGGACCACUACGUUAAGAUGUUCGAGCUGGGCGAGUGUGUGACGGGCACCAUUGGCCCCACUCACAACUUCGAGCCCCCGCACUACGAUGGCAUCGAGUGUCUCGCCAUCCAGGGAGACAUCCUGUUCAGUGGCUCCCGAGAUAACGGCAUCAAGAAGUGGGACCUAGACCAGCAGGAGCUCAUCCAGCAAAUCCCCAAUGCGCAUAAGGACUGGGUGUGCGCCCUGGCCUUCAUCCCGGGCCGCCCCAUGCUGCUCAGCGCCUGCCGUGCGGGUGUCAUCAAGGUCUGGAACGUGGACAACUUCACACCCAUCGGUGAGAUCAAGGGCCACGACAGUCCCAUCAAUGCCAUCUGCACCAAUGCCAAGCAUAUCUUCACAGCCUCCAGUGACCUGACGGUGAAGUUCUGGAGUGUCCGGCGGUUACCCCACAGCGGCCCACCCUAGGAGUGAGGUCAGAGGGAUGCCCCCGGACCCUCGACCCCAGCAGCCUGGACACCAUGGAAGGGAAGCUGUGACCCAGCCGAUGGGGCCAGCUGCUCUGGGGACAGAGGGCGUGGCCCCCUCUCCUGCCCUCCUCCCUCUCCCUUGGCCUUCCCACAGGACACUGUUCCCUCAUCCCUCCCCUGCCUCUCAGGAGCCUCUGGGUGAGAGAGAGGCUGGGGAGGAAAUUAAGCUGUGAAGCCAAAGGGCAUUAUCCCUUCUUGUUCCCCUCCUGGCAGUCGUGGCCACAUUGUCUCCUGCUGAACCGGCUCUGCCCCUUUCUCAGGCCUUUGGCCCAGUGGUGGGGCCCUGUGGGGAGGUGCAGCAGCCUGGCCCCAUCCCACCCUUCCGAGGAGCUGGCCUCCCCGCUUCUCCCAGCCCAGCCUCUAGAGCCACUGCACCUGCCUCUGAGCCCAAAAAGAUAGUCCUCAGGUAGCUAAGGAAACCAGGUGUGGGCGGCUGGGCCUUGCAGCUAACCCUUAACCCUCUGGCAACCCGCAGGUACCCCCAACUGGCCCCAGCAGUUCCCUGGGGUCCCUUUUGGAUGGGGCCAAGGUGGAGCUGCUAGAAAGAUUCCUUUGGGGAGAUGGUCAGAAAUACUUCACUUAUUUAUUAUUUUGUUAUUUUUAUUUUUUGCUGUUGCCUCCUGGAAACGGACUUGAAGUUUCUUCCCCUAUAUUCUUUCCCUCAGCUCUUGGGGGCCAGAAAUCCCAAAGGGAGUCCGCGGCCCCGGCCCUCCAGGGCCGCCUCCUCUGUUUGCUUUGCGGAGGAGGGAACUGCUCCUUCGACUCUGCAGCUCGGGCCUGUCCCCGACACAGCCCCCAGGGAGUCUUCUAGCUACCCCUGGCCUCUAGGCCGCCUGACGCUCAGUGCCUUCCUCCGUUCCGGGGCCUGGCACCCGUGCCGGGCAGCCUUACACCAGCCAUGCCCGCGGCACCACAUGUGUCUUCUCACUCGCGAGGUCUCGUGCCCAGCGCCCCCGGGAAGGCGGGGGCGCUCACCCCACAGCCCAGGCCCCGGGGUCCUGCCCCAGAGUCCUGCGUGGGCCACGUAGGAAGCAGCGUGGGGGCUGUGUCUGCUGGGAGGUGGCUUGGAUGGGGAGGACGGCCCGGCACCCUGGCCCCCGCCCCUCCCCAGCCCUGCAGUCCCCCACUGGGCCGGGGAGUCUCUCCAGCUUCUCUCUCUCUGGUUAUUCAGGAGACACAUUUUCGGCCUUAAAACUGGCAUGGAGCGCAGGCCCUCCCUUGCAGAAAAUUAUCAAGGAAGAGGGAGUUGGCAGAGUUUCUCUGCCCCGGGGCUGGGGACGCGGAGCUCCGGGGAAAUUGUUAAAUCAGUGUUCUGGCGCCCCCUGUUGGGGGAACUCUGGAAUUACAGGAGUGGGCUUUGGGGGGGACUGAGCUCCAUCCUUCUCCCCCGCCCCACCCCCACCCAAAGUUGCCCACCCUGUUUUUCCGUUUCAUCGCUGGUCUUGUGCUUCCCGGCUUCAGUCUGGGAGCCAAGAGCCAGCCCCACCUCCCUUCAGAGGACGCAGUGACUUUUGGACUUUCCAGAGGUGGUUCUGUGUUUCUGCCCUUGGCUCCUCUCCGUCUUGGGCCGGGGCACUUGGAGCCCUCUCCAUAUGGCGCCCAGUGUUGGGGGGAGGCAGGCUCCAGUGGAGGCUGAGUGAGGCCUGGUCCCUUCCCCGUGCCCUCCUCGGAGCUGCCACAGAGGCUAAGACGGCUGUCCUGCUGGUGCUGGCCCUGCUGGAUGUGGUAUUGAAGUCUGGGGCAGCUGAUAGCAGGAAGGAGACCCCCUUGGAUGCUGGUCUCCUGGGACCUGAACAGUCUGUCAGCAAUGGCUGGAAAUCCUUCUUCCUCUGGCCACCCCGGGGGUGCUGGGCAACCCCCUUAGCUCUAAGAUGUGGCCACAAAUCUCUUCCCACUCCUCCCCUCGACCUGAACAGAAAGUUUUGACCUUGCAACCUGUAAGAAAGAAUCCGUCCGCAUGACUGUUUACAAGCGAUAGAAACACAUAAGACUCUGUCCCCUGAGCUCCCACCCCCGGGCCGGGGAUGCCCCACCUGGGGUGACUGCACUGUAGCUGCAAGGCGUGUUCUUGCACGAAGUGUGAUCUUAUGGCCCUGCGAGAGGUGCUCAUCAUCAUUGCCCAUUUUCUGCUGUUUCCGAUGGGUCAGCUACCUCACAGCGGGGCCAGCUCUGCUGUCCUGGCAAGUGUCAUUGACUCUCUAAACUUGAAGUCCUUCAGGAGCCCUGAGCCCAACAUCCCUGAGACACCCCGAGUUGUGCUUCAUGAGAGUUGGAUUCUCUGCCCACUCUUUCAGGGAUGUCCAAGGUCCAUGUUAGGGGGCAGGCCCCCAGCUCCACUCACUGCACAAGCACCCUAAAUGUUGGAAGCACAAAAUGGUUGUGAUUUGAGCACAAUGGCAGGGUCUCACAGGCAGACUUGACAGACCCGGGCCGGGAGGUUCCUCCCACGUUGGCUCUGUCCAAAGUGAGAUUGAGGGUGCCUGUGUCUGGGACAGGGGGCUGCCCUUGCUCAGACCAGGCUCAUGGCUUGUCCUAAUUCUGGGACUCGUCAUCUUACUUCUUGCCCUUCUGUGCCCAUCUUAAGACUGGAGGCUGAGCCUUGUCAGGCCCAGCCACAUCUUUACACCAUGGGACCAGGAGUAAAGCGCUCUCUAAACCCCGCACCCCAAAUCUCUAAACGCCUGAGUUCAGGUUGAGUCCUAGCCCUAGUGAGCCUGAAGAGCUUGGACUGAUUCCCAGUCUCCUGGGUCAAGCCCCACUUUGUGCUUUCGAAGCUUAUGAGCAGGUUCCCUGGAUAGAAGGAGUCUUCCAUCCCCACUGCCCUUGGGCCUCUUCAGCAUAGUCCUGUGCCAGGGCCCUGUCCUCACUAUCAGUCAGUUCAGUAUUUGCUUUCACGUGAGUGGCGGACUCCUCUGAAGCAGCCAGAACUCUCAAAGGCAGCACAUGGAGUUGCCUUGCGAGAUUUCCAAGGAAGGAGGAAAGAUUAGCAGGCGGAGCCUGGCACACCCAAGCCUUUGAGGUGGUCAGAGUGCCACCUUCAGCCCCUUGGGAAGGGACAGCGGUGGAUCUGGGAGUGGCCUCACCCUGGAUUCAGCCUAGGAAUCUCUUCCCCCUCAGCUGUCCAGCCCUGCUGCCUGUCUGGGGAUGUGUGGCCUGGGCAGAGGGCAGUUUAAAGCACAAAACCACAUGGGGAGAACACAAGGUCGCGGGGACUUUCUCAUGUGCCUGAUGUGGUGGAGGGAGACACCAGCAGGUGGCUGCAGUGACGUUAGGGAACAUAACACUUCUUUGCCCUGCUAGCUCUCAGCUCUGGGGGGCAUCCCCCGAUGUGGUCUGGGCUGGGAGCAGGCAUAUCCCCUGGUUGUUGCCUGUGCCUGGUCUGUUCACCAUCGUGUUUGUGUGGGCAGAGCCUGCCCUGCAGGAGCAGUGACUUUCUUCCCACUGUGUGUCCCGGACCUGUGGUAUGUGUCCCUUUGCCAUCCCAAACAGGCAACUGUUUGCUGCUCUCCUUGCUUGGCAUAGCCUCCUGGUCAGUGGCCAAUGCCCCACAGGCCUUCCUGGGCCUGGCCCUCCUCUCCUGACUCCCAGAUCCUUCCCUGCCCUCUUAUGUGCAAGGACAGAUUUUGCAGGGAAAGUUCUGUUUCUUCUUUGAUACCUUUGUUCUGUCCCCUGCCCCAGCCCCAGCACUCAUGAUCUUGAAGCCCCUAUCACACCCUAGUUCAGUCCUGUGAACCAUGUCCUGAGGGCCUUGCAGGGAAGUAGGAAAUAGAAACUCCUCCACAAAGAGCCGAGGAUCAGAGAAGACCCCUGAGAUGAAUCAGGGCCCUGCCCUGCCCACCAACUCUUUUCUAGCAAUCAUGCCCUGCCCAGGCUGCAGGCUUCAUUAGGCUCCUGCUGUCCUCCAUGAUGUGACUAGCACAAGGUGUAUAUAUGUUUUGUACCUCUGCCGAUGGCUGUACAUAGUGUAUGAAAGUUAUUUAAGCCUCAUGUUGUACAUUUCUGUUCCUAGAUUGGAUGUGUGUGUUCUAAGAAGUUGUCAUAAAUAAAACCGGAAUGACCAAUGUCUGUCCCCUUCCAGGGGGCUGCUGACUUUUGGCUGGGGCCUUUGGAGAGGGAGUUGGUGGUGGUGGUGGGUGGGUGGGUGAAUGGGUGCAGCAGGCCUCUGGGGCUGGGCCCAGCCUGAUGAGAACUUCCUGAGCUGUGAGUUUGGGGCUUCACCAGUUAGAAAGCAGAGAGCUUUGAGAGCGUCACAUUCUCCUCCAGACUCCAUAUGUUGUCUCCGGAGGCAGGUGCAGUUGCUGGAAGAGUGGGCAGCAGCAUUUGUGGACCAACUGCUAUAUCUUAGGCACUGUUCAGAGCAUUUUUCAUUGUGUCUUCACUGCCCUGUGUGACAGGUGACAUUCUCAUUUUAUGAAAUGAGAAAGGUCUCGGGAUGGAUGUGACUUUCCCAGGAUCACAGCUAGUAAGGACAGAGCCAGGAUCUGCAUCUAGACCUCCCCAACCACAGCAGCCUUUGCCUUUUGCUAACGUAACAUGUACCUCUCUAGGGCCUGGACUACGCUGUGCGUGGCGCACGCCAAACGCAUCUCGGUCCCUUGCCACUUAUGGAAAGAAGGCAAGACUAUAAAAAGAUCAUACAAGAAAAGAGCUCUACAAAGGUCUUUUCUUUUCUUUUUAAAUAGAGAUGGGAUCUCACUAUGUUUCCCAGGCUGGUCUCGAACUCCUGGGCUUAAGCCUUACCUCCCAUCUCAGUCUCCCAAAGUGCUGGGAUUACAAGCGGUGAGUCACUGUGCCUCACCAUGAUUUUUGUCCUAGAUCAGUGCUUUUCAGUCUUUAAGAACCCAUAUUCCCUUUCGAUAACCACGAAUUGUUUCACCAACUCCUGGAGAUUCCGGCCCAUCCCCUGGGCAGAGAGGCCCCUCGGGGAGAAUCCACAUCUUCAUCACCAGCCACAACUGAUUAAAAAGCUUAACUUCCUGAUAUUUGUAUCAGGAAUAUAAUAGGGUUUCUCUUUGCUUUGUUUCCCAAAUAUAAAACCAAAUUGCUUCCUCAGCCUGCGCAGGUCCCCUGCUGUUUGUCCAGACUUAUGGAUGUGACAGGUGCUCUGGCCAGGGAAUUCCUGGAGUCUGUAGGAGGCAGAAGUCACCGUGGGUGGGAGGGCAAAGGCUUCCUGGGGAAGGUUUCCUCUAGAGAGGCUUCUGGUCCUCAAACAGAAAGGCCUUGGUGAGUGAGAGAGGGACCCUGAGCCAUGGAGGGAGACACAAGUGGGCAGAGUUGCCCUGACUUGCCAGCCCCGCUGGCAGGCACAGAGCCUCCUGCCCCAGGAGCAGGUGGCUUCUUGCGGACAGUUGUUUUUGGCUGGCUGACUCGGCAUCACCCAUGCCACUCCCCACCCCACCCUCGCUCCCCACAGGUCCAUAUUUUGCAUAGGAUCCUGCCUGACAGUGGGACAGAAGAGCCCACUGUGAACUGCAGGAAGUGACACCUGGGCAUGGCCAGCUGCAGGCUGGGCAGGGUGUGUGGGCAAGACCCAGAGACCGGCCACUGGGGAACUGGUCACGGGCCAGACCUGGAGUGGACUCCAGCCAUCUGGUUCCUUCUUGCCACUGCGCUCCUCCCUGCACCCUCCAGAAAGUUUGCAGCACAAGGUAAUUUUUCCAAAUGUAGUUCACCCUGUCUCUCGAGGAUGCCAAGGCUCCUGCAGGGUGGGGUGGGGGACAGGAACACUGGGUUAAGAGACUCUUUUCUUCUUUUAAUGUGGGGUGUUGUUUUGUUUCCAGAUUACAUGAAUAAUAUCUGCUUACUUUAGAAAAUUUGGAAAGCAAGAGUGUCAAGAAAAAUCCCAUUUAGGAUAUAACCUAUGGGACAGCUUUCCCAGGCACAAGGGAAUGGCACCUCUCAGAAUUUGGUAAGAGCCAUUCAAUUGUCAGAACUAGGUGGCAUCUUAAAGGUAUCUUUUCCUCAGCCUCUGAAGUUGAGUUUUAAAAACAAAGAUAAUGUUUUCCAACUCUCUGUUUAUAAAUUUACAUUCUACAGAAUUGAGGCCCAGAGAAGCCAACAGAGUUGGCCAAAAUCAUCCUGGGACAGGGAUGGCCCUAGAAUCCAUUACUUUCCAUGCAUUCAUUACCUUGUAUUCAUUAUUUUAUGCUUGACCAAAGUGAGGGGGUGACUUGUGGGGGUGUCAGAACAGUCUUUAAAGUGGGUCUUAUCCCAAUGCACUUGACCGGUUAAUAGAUUUUUAAUAAGAUCUAUCUUUUAUCAUUGCUUGUAACAAAGCAAAACUGCCCUGGCAGAGGCAGGGCACUGCAGGGCAAGUAUCCAGGCCUGAGUGUUGACGCUUGGGGUGUGGUUUGGGCUGUGCCAAGGGCCAGCCAUGGUGGUGUUUCUAUAGAGCAGCGCUGUCCCUGGCUCUGUGGUACCCAAACUCUCUGAUCUUCUGGGAUGUUUUUCACUAACAAUCCUUUAAUAAAUCACUUUCCUUCUUAA